AUGUUCCUGCCUCUCCAGUCUAAGAAUACCUCGCCCAGCAGUGUCGAACCCCUGUCUGAACCGAGGCGUGUCCACCUCUACUGUACGCAGUACCGGCAGCCGCGCAGCUCUCUCGAUGUUUAUAUUAUCGCGCUCAGUGCCCCACCCUACGAAUUCAUUGCCCACCUACGCAUUGUAACUCCGGACCGGGCUGAUUUUGGCGUUCCGGAGCUGAUGAAGCUGGCUAAAUUGCCAAACCUAGGAGUGCUUGAGAUCAUCGAACGCGCACCGGAUCGUGCUCCAUGGGACCAGCUAAGGCUUAAUGAGGGGAUGCAUGGGCAGAGUGCAGACGCUUAUCUCGACCCGCAGCAGGUCAGCGAUCGACUGGUCAGGGGCUGGAGUCUGACGCGACCAGAUCCGUUUCCGGCUCUGCGCGUGCUCCGGCUUUGGGGAUGCAGUGGUUACAUAUUAACUCCAGCGUGCCUGCAGAAUGCAGUGAAAUUUCCGUUGUUGGCGCUCACAGUUGUGUCCGUCCAGUACAACAACCGUCAGGCCACGCCGGACACAUGGUCAGAUGCCUUGCUGACUGCUUCGGCGUCCGGCUGGACUGGUCUUUCCCUCUCGAGGCAAAGCUCCCAGUACAGCAUUGCGACAGAGGUACCGCAUAAGAGCCCGGAUCCGUAUAUUUUGACACUCAACAUGGUCGAGGAUCACACUACACCGGUGGAAGCUCUACACUGGGGUUCGCACCUGUAUUCGUUUGUAGCUAAGACGGCUUACGAUGGCCGUCAGUUUGAAGAUGGCUUCCUAGCGGCAGCUGCAACUGAGCCCCUUAAAGAUCAUUUCGCGUUGUUGAGCUUGGGAAGCGACCAGGGCUCCAGGAACGACACCAUCUCUAGACAAGGAGACAACGCGUUUUGUUUCAUCCGGGCGCGUGAUGACAAACCUUCGCAAGCGGAUUUCAAGACGCGGAGAAAGACAGCCACGGAUUCAGUUCUGUCGAAUGGCCAACGCCGCAAGAUACAGGAGCAGUUGCAGCCACCUGCAAAAAAGGCUAAGGGAGGGAGGAGCAUCGGGAGCAUGCUGGACGACUUUCUUGCGUAG
Messenger RNA from Sporothrix schenckii 1099-18, 1083 nucleotides. RefSeq lists its product as uncharacterized. The record is from RefSeq and is a predicted model, not a curated record. The transcript has a single exon. The coding region runs from base 1 to 1083 and encodes 360 amino acids. NCBI's taxonomy places the organism in Eukaryota, Fungi, Ascomycota, Sordariomycetes, Ophiostomatales, Ophiostomataceae.